This is a messenger RNA of Synchiropus splendidus (mandarinfish), 1583 nucleotides long. It is a transcript of the gene gpalpp1, whose product is annotated as GPALPP motifs containing 1. The record is from RefSeq and is a predicted model, not a curated record. NCBI's taxonomy places the organism in Eukaryota, Metazoa, Chordata, Actinopteri, Syngnathiformes, Callionymidae. The transcript has 7 exons. The coding region runs from base 193 to 1203 and encodes 336 amino acids.
UGUGCUGCGUUCUUUAGCCGUAAAAAACAUAAAACUGACGUUUACUAUUAUUGUUUUACGGUAAACGGAAGUCGCUUUGUUUACUUCCGUCAGUCAGAGGUCAGAAUAUCGAAAUUCGUUUUGUCUGUGUAGUAAAUUGUAUACGCCAGGAAUGGCUUUUUAAAUAACAAAGCACACAUUUAGUUGAAAAAUAUGUCGUCUGAUAAAUUAGUCGGUCCUGUUUUGCCUCCAUCGUUCAGACGAAAGAGUGAUGACGACUCCGACGAUGAUUUCGUUGGUCCCGCUUUACCCCCCGGCUAUAAACGGACCGAACCGUCAAGCUCGUCGGAUGAUAGCGAGCCAGAGGUAUCGUUCAAAAGAACCAAAACGAGUCACGACACCGGCGGAUCUGAUGGCGCGGGAGUAAAAGACGAAGACGAUGGUUUCUUUGGUCCAGCCCUACCACCUGGAUUCAAGAAAAAACAAAGUUCACCAGAAAGGCCUCCAGUCUUAGGUCCAGCUUUGCCUCCGGGGUUUCGCAGAGCAGCGUACGAGGACAACAGUGAUGAGGAGAAUGAUGAAGAUGGCUUCUCUGGUCCUGCACUUCCACCAGGAUACCAGGUGGAGCCUGCAACAAGUGAGGAUGAGGAGGACGUAAUCGGACCACUUCCGGCCAAAGGUCCUGUUCAAGAUUGUGUAGCUCUGGAUAUUGAGCGCAGGGCAAAAAAAAUGAAAGAGAAGCUAACUGGACAAGAUGCCCCCGAAGUACAGACAAGAGAAACAUGGAUGACUGAGCUCCCACCAGAGCUGCAACACAUUGGGCUCGGGGCUCGAACUUUCAAGAAAAGGUCAGGUCCGGAGAAAGGCGACCGCUCUAUUUGGACUGAUACUCCUGCUGACAGAGAGCGCAAGGCCAGGGAGUAUCAGGAAAAAAAGACGAAGGGGGAAGUCGAAAAAGAGAGUGUUCCCCAAGUGUCGGAGAAGGAACUGAAAAUAGCGGAGAAAGAGACCAAGCGUUCUGAGUCACUCAUGAGUUUGCAUGCCAAAAGCAUGAAGGAAAAGGCAAAGGAAAAAGCAGGACAGCCAGUAGAGCGGAGAGCAUUUGAUCGUGAUACAGACCUGCAGGUUAAUCGCUUCGAUGAGGCACAGAAGAAGCAGCUGCUCAAAAAAUCCCAAGAUCUGAACACACGAUUCUCCCACAGCAGAGACAAGAUGUUCCUGUGAAAUCUGAAGGAGACUUGCAGGAUCAUUUCAACUGUUGCGAUUUCUAUCAUGGAUUGAUUUGGAAAAAAACAAGGUGUGAUGUGGAUGAGUGGAUUUUGAAAUGUCACGCCUAACAGCGGACAUGUUUUUCUUGUCAAGUCUUAGCUGCUGAAUGUCUGUCAAAGAGAAAAAGCAUUUCAUUUAUGGCAUGAAAAUGUCAAUAUUACUUUGAAGCGUCCACUCUUGGGUGAUAGGCAUUGUUUCAGUUGCAUCUUUUCAUGGUAUUAUCCCAGUGAUGUUUGUCUUUUCUUAAUAAAACAACUUGAAUUCGCCAUUAUAUUGAUUUGUUUUGCUGCUCCUGUAACUGGUGCAAUUAAUGUCCAUCAGUGUGAACUUUGUCA